AUGGAACCUAUUAUUAAAAAUAAAACUAUAAAUAAUAUUAAAAUUCAUUAUCCACCUUCACCUAGACUCUCUUCUGGUAAUCCACAGUUACCAGCUUCACCAAAGUUGAUGCCGCACCCAGUAUCACCUAGAUUAAACUCUCAGUUUCCUGCAUCGCCAAGACUAGGUUCACAGUUUCCAGCAUCACCAAGACUAGGUUCGCAGUUUCCUUCGUCACCAAGAGUUCAUCAUCCACAGCAUCAACUCUUACUACACCACCAGAAUCCAGCUUCUCCAAGACUAUCGUCGCAACACGUUCAGCCAUCACCAAGACUGAAUUCACAGCAUAUUAUUCAUUCUCCAAGACUAACAUCACAAUUCCCAGUCUCACCUAGAUUGAGUUCACAACAUCCUCCCUCUCCUAAACUUCAUCCACAGUUCUUGUCGCCACCAAAACCACAUCUUCAACACUCACCUCUGUUAAAAUCACAACCAAUUCAACAAUCAAAAUCAUCGUCGAAUCUUCAAAUUCAAAGUGAAGAGUUGGCCAAUCAAAUAGCAACUGCAGUAAAAUAUCAAGAAUUUCAAGAGGACUUUCCAAAUUCUUUGAAAAGAACUCUAUGGAAUUCUGUACAAUUUGCCCAUAGACAUAAAUUAAUUGAAAGAUCAGCAUAUCAAGAAAGAUUAAUUAUACCAUUAGCAAAAACAGCAGUAUUUGAUAUUUACAACCAAUACCUAGCAUCUAGAGUUUAUGAUGGUGCUCAAUUUGAAAGAUCAGUAGAUUUAAAGUUGUUGGCAUUCAAUCAUAAAUGUCUUUACUAUAAAUAUGCUUUGGAUGUUAUUUUAGAUUGUAAAGAGUUAAUUUCAGUUGGUGGAAACAAGUUUGAAUGUCCACAUUUGAUGGGUGAUCCAGCUUUCGGUAUGAUGGAGCUUACCAAAGCACUGCUGAAACAACCAUUACCAUUGGAAUCAGAAGGCCCACCUCAACCAAUGAUCAUCGGAAACAAGUUCUUUGAGAUUGAUAAUCUCAAUUGGUUGUUUUACCGUCGUAGCUAUUUGAAGAUUAGAAAUCUAAAGAAACUAAUAGAGGCACCUCGAGGUGGAAAGGUCUUCUCGAUUGCCGAGGCAUCCGAUCAAGCUCUUACCGAAAUGAUUCAUCGUGUUGGAAUGUGGGCGACUGGUGCAGCGACUGCAUUCAUCGAAUGGAAUGUAUUCUCAAAGCUAUUGGAGAGAUACAAUCAAUUUGUUUAUCCUAUCCCACGUUUGAUUUUCUUGGAUGCCAUGGUCAAGAUUCACAGUGAUUUGGGAUGGAUGAUAUCCAAUCGUUUGAUUCAAGAUCAAUUCGGUGUAUCUAUUCCUUUUAUGAUUAGUGAUAUCUGUCAGAUGUUGGCACCCGUCUCCAUUGCCAUCAUUAAAACCUACAAUAUUAAACCAACUUCAAUUCAACAACAACCUUAA
Messenger RNA from Heterostelium album PN500, 1437 nucleotides. RefSeq lists its product as uncharacterized. Lineage: Eukaryota; Evosea; Eumycetozoa; Acytosteliales; Acytosteliaceae. The transcript has 2 exons. The coding region runs from base 1 to 1437 and encodes 478 amino acids. The record is from RefSeq and is a predicted model, not a curated record.